This is a messenger RNA of Striga asiatica, 3326 nucleotides long. NCBI's taxonomy places the organism in Eukaryota, Viridiplantae, Streptophyta, Magnoliopsida, Lamiales, Orobanchaceae. The record is from the annotation of a GenBank genome assembly.
UUUCUCUCCUCUCACGGCCCCCCUCUCUCUCCCCCUCUCUCUAUAAACUGUUCAAUCCCAAACUUCCCAAUUUUCCUGUUGUGUUAUCACACACACAAAGUCACACAAACACAUACAGAAAAUAUGCUUCCCUACCAAAUAAUGGACCAGUUUGUAUACUAUUUUGUUCUUUGUUUUAUACUUUCUUGAGCAGCUUAUGCUGCUUUUUGGUUGGUGCUAUUAAAAUUUCAAUAAAAUUUGAAUUUUUUAUUUCUCAAUCUCUCAUCGUCUGUUGUCGUUGACGUUCAGCACCCAACCAAGAACACACCGCCUGUACAUGAACCUCACCACGACCCGUAAUUUUUCCAAAUAAAUUAUUAUCCAUAAAGAAAAAGGUACCCUAUUUUUCUGCCUACUAAUGAAUUAUUUCAACUGAUUUGCUUCUGAACUUCUCCUCUCCCCCUCCAUUAUAGAAGAGAGAGAAAUUAAUAUCCGAAAAAAAUACCAAAAUUAUCAGUAUUUAUCGUCGUCACAUCAAAACCCCCAAUGGCGUUCCCCAACCAUUUGUCCCAGGAAAUGGGCCUCCACCAUUUCGCCGACCACCACCUGCCGGAAAACACCCCCGUCUUCCGGGGGGACGUCCUUCCCGAGCAGCUCGCUCCCGACGGGAAACCCCACCGCCCGCCGCCCGCCGCCUGGCUCAGCAGCGCCAAUUUCCUCAACCUUCACACCGACGCCGACUCCUCCUCCUCGCCGGCCGCGGCCGCCGCCGCGGGCAGCCAGUGGCUCUCGCGCCCGAUCCUGCAGAGGAGCGGCGGCGGCGUCGGGGAGGACGUCGUCCAGGUCUCGGGCGACUCGAUGAUGGCCGCCGCGAUUUCCCACGAGUCCGCCGAUUUGAACAACGGCGGCAGCGAGAGCGGCGGCGGGAGGCCGGCGGAGGGAGCGGUUGACUGGCGGAGCGCGAGAUGCAAGGCGGACAUCCUGGCCCACCCGCUAUACGAGCAGCUCCUGUCGGCGCACGUGGCGUGCCUGAGGAUUGCCACGCCGGUGGAUCAGCUGCCGAGGAUCGAUGCCCAGCUGGCACAGGCGCAGCAGGUGGUGGAGAAGUACGCGGCCCUUGGGCGCGGGAAUCUAGGCGAAGACAAGGAGCUUGACCAGUUUAUGACGCAUUAUGUCCUAUUGCUAUGUUCAUUCAAAGACCAGCUGCAGCAGCAUGUACGCGUUCACGCAAUGGAAGCAGUUAUGGCGUGUUGGGAGAUCGAGCAAUCUUUACAAAGCUUAACAGGAGUUUCGCCAGGAGAAGGGACAGGAGCAACAAUGUCAGAUGACGAGGAUGAUCAAGUAGAUGAUAGUGACGUGCAUUUGUUCGAUGGAAGCUUUGACGGUGCUGACAGUAUGGGAUUUGGUCCUUUGAUCCCAACAGAGAGUGAAAGAUCUUUGAUGGAGCGUGUAAGGCAAGAGCUCAAGCAUGAACUCAAGAAUGGUUACAAGGAGAAAAUUGUGGACAUUCGAGAGGAGAUUUUGCGCAAAAGACGAGCAGGAAAACUCCCAGGUGACACUACCUCAGUCUUGAAAGCCUGGUGGCAGUCUCACUCAAAGUGGCCUUAUCCCACAGAGGAGGACAAGGCGAGAUUGGUUCAGGAGACAGGAUUGCAACUGAAGCAGAUAAACAAUUGGUUCAUUAAUCAAAGGAAGAGGAACUGGCACAGCAAUCCUUCUUCGUCAACAGCCUUGAAAAGCAAGCGCAAAAGGUGAAAAGAGCAACAACAAUCAAGUGUGAUACAUGUAGCCGUGGGCUGUAAUUCCGCUCCAAAUGCUGGAUACCGUUUUUGGUUUUAUGUGUUUAGAACUUGGACUCGGCAGAUAAGAGGUCGGUUUUAUUCAAAAUGUACAAGUGCCAAAAACGAAAGCUUAGGGAGCUGGGUCUUUAGAUGUAAGUUGUUCAUUUGGAUGUUAUAAAGUUUAUAGUUACAUAAAUGGGUAUGAACAUAUGUUGUUACAUAGAUAUGUGUCUGGAGACUCAUCCUGCUUUUCCUUCUUUCUAAUAUGUUUCAACAUUUGUGAAUAAGUGAGGAUUAGUAUUUAAUAUACAUCUUAGAAACAUGUUACCUAUCAUCUGGUGUUGGGAAAUGGCUGCAAUGACGUAACAGUAAUGUACAGUGCGCUUGGUUUCGAACCGUGUUUUAUAAAGUAGCUAUGAAUUAAUUAGAAUGUGUGCUACCCUUAUGAACGUUUCAAAUGCAUUAGUAGUGUUUAGAAGAACACAAGCAUCCUGAUUCAGUUCGUUAUGCUAAUGUUUCGAAUGCAUUCGCGUCUGGAAGCGCGCGUAAGACCAAAAUGAAUAAAACGCUGCAAGGAAACACUCAAAUAAUCAAUCGUUGUCCAAGUUUUGGUCUCGACAACAUCAGUCUCGCCAAAAGGCAAAAAAAAAAGAUGCAAGGACACCGCGAAUCAAAAUUUUCAUACUGUGGUGCACAAGUUCAUAUUAUGGUUAAGACCCAAAUCAACAUAACUCAACUAAGAUCUCCUUAUUUGGAGAUACUUCCAUAGGAGAUGCAACUUCCUUAUCACUCUUACUGCCAUUGCUGUUAUUGUUGCUGCUGUUGUUGUUGUUCCUUACGGUCCUCUGCUCGCCUACCGAUCUCAUCUCCUUCACUCCCACCGACAAUGCCUCGAAUCCCCUCCUCAGCUCACUUGGCCUUGGAGAUGGCGGCGGCCGGUGGCUACUGAACCCCGGCGGCGGUGUCCCUGGGGGCGAGAGCGGCAGUCUCGCAGAAAAACUGACGGCCGGCCAGUCGGAGUCGGAAGGUGAAGAACCCAUGUUGUCGUCGUCAAAAUUUAGUGCGUAGCUUAGGGGGUCAUAGCUGAAGUCAGCCGACGAGUGGCGGCGGUGGCGAGAGGAGAAGAAUCUGCGGCCGCCGCCGCCAGACGGCCUGCCCUUGGCCUCCGGCAAGUCGCCGGAUUUUGGCUUGAACCACGCGCACGAGAAGGACGAUUCGUCCACGGUGGCUCGCCGGCGGUGUCGGGGACCGGCGCCGUUGAAGCAACACGAGAUGUUGCCGACGACCGAGGAUUUCUUGCGCUGGCCGGCAAGCGUCUCCCGGUCGUCGUCCGCCAUAUUAUUAUUAUUGUUUGUGGAGUGAUUUUGAUUGAAUGGAAGUUGUCAACUAUGGAGAAUGCUUGGGUAAUGAAUAUGAAUGAAUGUCUGAUUGGGUAUGAAAGAUUGUUGCAUGGGAGAUCAUGAGUUUAUAUAAUGUUACUAAUAAUAGUAAGGAGGAAAUGAAUUGGGGAGUUGGUUGACGGUGGAUUUGCACUUCACUUGUAUGUGUGUGCGCGCUUGACUUGCG